UUCAGCCCGCAGUUCGUGACCUCAUCCGAGAGUACCACGAUGUUUUCCCAUCGUCGUUCUCGUACGCCGGCAUCCCACCGAUGCGUGAUGUCGAGCACUCCAUUCAGCUUGUGCCUGACUAUCGUGUUCACCACCAGGCACCCUAUAGACUCUCGAUUCCCGAGGCCACCGAACUCAAGCGUCAGCUUGAGGAGCUCCUGAGACUGGGUUUCAUUAAACCCAGCAACUCCCCGUGGGUUGCACCCGUCCUCUUUGCUCACAAAGCGGAUGGAACUCUCUGUCUCUGCAUCGACUAUCGCGGUCUCAACUGCUACACAGUUAAGAACAGCUACCCCAUGCCUCGCUCCGAUGAGUUGUUCGACCGCCUAGAAGGCAACCGCUUCUUUACGAAGAUUGAUCUUCGUAGCGGUUACGAUCAGAUUCGCGUCGCUGCAGCCGACCAGCCGAAGACCGCGUUCCGAUCGCGCUUCGGCCACUACGAGUUUACGGUGAUGCCAUUCGGCCUCACCAACGCACCCGCCACCUUCCAGAGGGCGAUGAACGACAUCUUCAGGGACAUCCUGGAGCAAUACGUUCUCGUUUACCUCGACGAUAUCCUGGUCUACAGUCGUACCCUUGAGGAGCACCUCAGGCACCUUCGCAACAUCCUUGACCGCUUGCGCAGACAUGGCUUCUACGCCAAGCUCAGCAAGUGCUGCUUUGCCCAGCACAAAGUGAACUUCUUAGGACAUUACGUGUCAGACCAGGGUCUCCACAUGGACGACGCGAAGAUCACUGCUAUUGCGGAGUGGCCUGCUCCCACAUCCGCCAAGCAGCUUCGCAGCUUCCUAGGCCUGACCAACUACUGUAGCAACUUCAUCCGGGGAUACGCUAGGUAUUCCUAUGUCCUUACCUCCACCCUCCUCCGGAAGAACCCACCCUGGGCUUGGACACCCCUCCACGAGGACGCCUUCUGCGCCCUCAAGAAGGCGGUGACAUGUGCACCGGUUCUUCACCUACCCGAUUCUGAUCGCCCUUUUAUCCUUACCACCGAUGCGUCAGACUUUGCUGUAGGAGCAGUGCUUUCUCAGGUCUUCCCCUCCUCUCCUGAUUCCUCUCAUCCUCGUAUCCCUCGCUUCCCACCACCUACCCCUACCACUGCUUCCCGACUGACGCCUACUCGCCCAGCUACUGACGAGCCUUCUAUUGACUAUUCUCCUACCAUCGCCGAGGACGACACUGUCGAGWCUCRCUYAGGUGAUUGUCCGAUAGCCUUCUACUCCCGUCAGCUCCUGCCCRCCGAGAUAAACUACACUGCUGAUGAACGUGAGGUUCUCGCAGUAGUUUAUGCCGCUCGGCAYUGGCRUCACUACCUGUACGGGGCACCAUUCACGGUGCGCACGGACAACUCUGUUGUCCAGGCUUUUCUGACAAAGCCGAAGCUCACUCCUCGACAGGCUCGCUGGUGGCGCGACCUAUCCGAGUUUAGUUUCACCACUGAGCACAUCAAGGGUGAGACUAAUCGGGUCGCAGAUGCCCUCUCCCGGCGCCCUGACAACGACCAGGAGCACAUCAAGCUCUCUUCCAUCUCGGUCACCACCGUCCACCACUCGGUGACCGAUGAGUUUCGCACUCAGUACCGCCAUUGCCCCGACUAUCGCGACAUCCACGCGACCCUUCAGAGUGGCAAGACCGUCCCGAACUACUCUUUCGGGGACAACGGUCUUGUGUACURGCACGGUUCACAGGGCACCAGAGAGCCCCGUAUUUGCGUUCUCUCCACUGGACAGCUACGUGUCCGAGCAGUUGCAGAGUUCCAUGACCAGGCAGCUGCCGGUCAUAUGGGCUUCCACAAGACGUUGGCUCGUGUGAGCCGCCUGUACGUCUGGCCGAAGCGCAAGGACUUUGUGAAGGACUACGUCGCAGAGUGUCCCACCUGUCAGGAGGUGAACAGUGCGAACCACCUACCUUAUGGUUUGCUCCAGCCUCUUCCUAUCCCUGAGGGUCGUUGGCAGUCCAUGUCGAUGGACUUUAUCGGUCCUCUUCGUCCUCCGACCCCUCGCGGUCAUGAUGCUAUCCUGGUCGUCGUCGACCACUUCACGAAGCGUGCACGCUUUGUUCCGUGCCGCUAUGCCAUCAGUGCACGUGAGGUCGUCGACAUCGUGUUUGACUGAGUCGUGCGUGGUCACGGCUUACCUCUGAGCAUCAUAUCUGACCGUGACCCGCGCUUUACAAGCCGA
Chara braunii is the source of this 2219-nucleotide messenger RNA. Lineage: Eukaryota; Viridiplantae; Streptophyta; Charophyceae; Charales; Characeae. The record is from the annotation of a GenBank genome assembly.